AUGCCACCCCGCAGGGGGAAUGGUUCUGCAGGUGCCAUUUGCGACUCUGGCGAGUUGGAGCCCGCCCCCGACGAGUUCACCGACAACACAGUGAUCUGCUGCGACCAGUGCGAACGCGAGUAUCACGUCAGCUGCAUCAGGAGCAGAGGCGACCAGCUCGAGAGCUGCCCGGAAGGGCCAUGGCUCUGCAGCCAGGACUGUUCAAACAUAUUCCAGCGUCUGCAAGGGCUCGUUGGCAGAUCGAUCGCUACCUCAGUGGAGGGCCUGUCGUUCACACUCUUCAGAUCAUCCAAGCUCCCCGAGGAGGAGGCCAUGGCUGCCGAAGAGCACGGGAGGCUGCGUAUGGCGUUCGACGUGCUCCACGAGUGCUUCGUCACCCUCAUCGAGCCGCCGACGCAGAGCGACCUCAGCCACGACAUCGUCUUCAACAGAGAAUCAUGGCUGAGACGGCUGAAUUUCCGGGGAUUCUACGUGGUGGGCAUCGAGAAAGGCGGCGAGCUGAUAACCGCGGGCACUCUGAGAGUGUAUGGCGACAAGGUUGCAGAGCUGCCGCUUGUUGGGACCCGGUUCGCGCAUCGCCGGCAAGGAAUGUGCCACCUUCUGAUGAACAAUCUCGAGAAGUUGCUUGGUGAGUUGGGGGUGGAGAGGCUUGUGCUGCCUGCAGUGCCUGAGCUUCUGCAGACGUGGACGGAAUCCUUUGGAUUUCAAGUGAUGAGCCAGCCUGACAAGCUGGAGAUUGCAGAGCACACCAUCCUGUGCUUUCAAGGAACCACAAUGUGCCACAAGUUCAUCAACAAGGCGGCGGUUCCACAAAGAUGAAACAUCCUGCU
Lolium rigidum is the source of this 830-nucleotide messenger RNA. RefSeq names its product increased DNA methylation 1-like. Bases 1 to 819 code for a protein of 272 amino acids. NCBI's taxonomy places the organism in Eukaryota, Viridiplantae, Streptophyta, Magnoliopsida, Poales, Poaceae. The record is from RefSeq and is a predicted model, not a curated record. The transcript has 5 exons. Gene Ontology annotation, molecular function: acyltransferase activity, transferring groups other than amino-acyl groups; transcription corepressor activity. Gene Ontology annotation, biological process: negative regulation of DNA-templated transcription.